UGUCGCCAAAUGUCUAUUUUUCUUUUAUCAAAAGAGCUGAAGCUUGUGAAGCCAAAGAGUAUCUGAUCGCCGCCAUUGCUCUCCCUUCUCCUCGGCCAACACCAGUGGCAGAGGAAUACAUAUCUCUCAAUCUAUCAACUGCUCUUGAACACAGCAGUUCAUUGUAACCAUGGGUCAAAAUGUUGUUUUGGAAUGUGGAAAUCAUUUACAAGCAAGAAUGAAGCCUAAAAUUGUCCACAUUUCUAGUCUUAGCACUAAGGUACAAGAGAGAGUGAGAAAAAGAGAGACAACUGACAGGUACCACUACUUCAAGAUAUUGGAUGAUGAUCUGAGAGAACUUAACCGCAGUUAUUCAUCAAGUCUUCAUUAUGAAAGCAUGCACUCCAAAUCUUUUCGAGCCAAUGGUGAUAAUGAAGUGUUAAAAAGAGGUUCUAUGUAUCAGAGCUCUAAAGAGGUCAGGAGAAUGAGAAAACUGCAAGAGGAAAGGAGGAAAGUAGAAUUGGAAUGCAGAGGUGACGAUUUUCUUUCAUUUGAGAUUGUUGAUCAUCUGCCACAGCAUGGCAUGGACAAAGUCAAUCAGUCACUACAUCAGAAGCUUUUGCCUCUUGUUUCAUCAAAUGCUAACUCAAAACAUACUGCUGCCACAGUUAAUCCUAUCACAACAAGCUCCAUGGAGUUUCUGGAUCUUUCAUUCCGUGAUCUUCUUGACAAGCCUCUGAAUACCAAUAACUCAUGCUCAGACAUUGUGCCAGCAAAAAGUAGUCUUGUAGAUGAUCUCUUGGAUAUCUCUGAUCACACUGUUGAUGCAAGAACUCAUUGUACAAAAGCAGCUCCUAGGCUGCGAACAUCAGGAUCUCUCACGUUACAGAAGUCCAACUUCCAUGAAAUGAUAUGUCCUGAAAGUUACAGGAAAAUCACUUAUGAGAGAGAUUCGCUAAAAGCUCUUCCAAAGUGCUUUUCAGAAAAUGCAAAUAUGUCCCAUACAGUUUCUCAGUUGGAAUGUGGUUUAGCUGAAGAAAGUGGUCCAAAAACUAUCUUUAGGUCACUCAAGAGAAUGUUUGAUCCUAUAAUGAAAUCCAAAUCUGUCCGAAAUCUACCGCUCUCGGGAAGACAAAGCACUGGGAGCAGAGUUACUGAAACUGCAAACGUCAGGAGGAAUGGAGUGUUCCAGAAAUCUUUACUGAAUGAAUUCUCAAUAACGGAACAGAAGAUAGAGCAUGCUGCAUGUUUGAUGGCUGGAGAGCACUUGAACGCUGCUGUCUUGCCUGCUCAUCUACAUGGAAUUCUUAAACUGGAAAUAGAGAAUGGGAACCCUUCAUUUCAGUUUACUCUAGAAGAUCCAGAAGAUGUCCUAUCCACAAAGACAUGGAGAACAGAUACUGCAUAUAACUGGGUUUACACCUUCCACAGGUCUAAAAAGAAAAUGAACACUGGUCGAGGGACCAAAGAUAAACAUGGGCAGUCACCUCCAUUAGUCGGGCAGAUGCAGGUUUCUUGUCACCUAUGCUCAGAAGUGAGAGAAAAUGGAUCUUUGGCUAACUCAACAGUCACAGAGUUUGUGUUAUAUGACAUUGCACGAGCAAGAUGCAGCUUUGCUGUCGAAGAAAGAUCCAAGUGCUCUUUAGAUUCCAUUCAUUCUGUUGCAAGUAAUGCUACAGAAGGCCUGAUCACAGGACCUCUAGAGAGAAGCAUUCCAGUGGGGCACCCUAAUCCUGCUAGACAUGGAUUUAGUUGUUGUGACACAAAUGCUUCAACUUCUUACCCUUGGUUACCAGAAGAUUUGCAUCCACAACUUGAGAUUGCAGCUAUUGUAGUUCAAAUUCCUUUCAGCAAAACAGAAAAUCUGAAAGAUAUCAAAGUGUUCGACCUAAAAGAAAAUCAAAAUUUAUCAAGACUGCCCACAGAUGAUCCAGGAAGGGAGACCAAGAACAGCCUGAAUCCUGCGUUUGUGAAGGUCAUGAUUCCGAAUGGGCCUCAUGGGUUGCCAGAUACUGAUGAUGGUGGCCCAUCUGCACUUCUAGAUAGAUGGAGGUCUGGUGGAGGCUGUGAUUGUGGUGGCUGGGAUAUGGCCUGCCCAAUUCUUGUAUAUAACAAUCCCCAAGCUGAUGAUUUGAUAGAUCAUUCAACUGGGAAAUUUCAAAAUCCCAUUUUGCUUUUUGUUCAGGGAAGCAAGGAAAAGGAACCUGCUCUAUCGAUAACAGCAGACGGGGAAGGACAGUAUUCAGUCGAUUUCCAUGCACGAUUCUCAUCUCUACAGGCAUUUUCAAUCUGCAUGGCCAUGUUGCACAGUGCCAACAUUUCUACACCCGUUCUUCUGGAGAAAAGCAGACACAGAUCUUGUUCUAACUCACUGAAAUCACUCCUUGAGGAAGAAGUAAAGCAUUUGAUCGAAGCAGUUGCAGAUGAAGAGAAAAGAAAAUCUAAAAAGGGCGGAGAACAAAUGCCUCCUUUUUGCAUAGACCCACCCUUUUCUCCCAUUGGGAGGGUGUAAACUUUGAGCACCACAUGCUUACUGAAGAAGUUGAGGAUGAUUACUUCAAUGGAGCAAAGUCCUCAAGAGAAGAUGGGAAACAUGCCAAAAUAUUCAAGUCAUUGCGACUACAUGUUCAUGAGAAUGACGGGUGCGAAAUCAUGUCCAUGUUCAUACUUACAAGUGAGACGACGAUGUUCUUUUCUGUAUAUAAAGAAGAGGUGUACACCUUUUUGUCCGAUUGCUUGCUGGAUGUCAUGAUUGAUCUUGAGUUGGUAAGCAAUCUCAGAAACAAAUAAUUCUUGAUUUUUGAGACA
This is a messenger RNA of Musa acuminata subsp. malaccensis (wild Malaysian banana), 2787 nucleotides long. RefSeq lists its product as uncharacterized. NCBI's taxonomy places the organism in Eukaryota, Viridiplantae, Streptophyta, Magnoliopsida, Zingiberales, Musaceae. The record is from RefSeq and is a predicted model, not a curated record.